AUGCCCUGCUCUCUCUCCUUGGGUAACGACCCCCUCCCAACGACCCAGUCCCAACGACCCAGUCCCAACGACCCAGUCCCAACGACCAAGUCCCAACGACCCAGUCCCAACGACCCAGUCCCAAUGACCCAGUCCCAACGACCAAGUCCCAACGACCCAGUCCCAACGACCCAGUCCCAACGACCAAGUCCCAACGACCCAUGGCCCCCUCCCAGUAGCCCCCUCCCAGUAGCCCCCUCCCAACGGCCCCCUCCCAGUAGCCCCCUCCCAGUAGCCCCCCUCCCAACGGCCCCCUCCCAACGGCCCCCUCCCAGUAGCCCCCUCCCAACGGCCCCCUCCCAACAGCCCCCUCCCAACAGCCCCCUCCCAACAGCCCCCUCCCAGUGGCCCCCUCCCAGUAGCCCCCCUCCCAACGGCCCCCUCCCACCCCCUCCCAACGGCCCCCUCCCAGUGGCCCCCUCCCAACGGCCCCCUCCCAGUAGCCCCCCUCCCAACGGCCCCCUCCCACCCCCUCCCAACGACCCCCUCCCAGUGGCCCCCUCCCAACGACCCCCUCCCAGUGGCCCCCUCCCAACGACCCCCUCCCAACGGCCCCCUCCCAGUGGCCCCCUCCCAACGGCCCCCCUCCCAGUAGCCCCCUCCCAACGACCCCCUCCCAACGGCCCCCUCCCAGUGGCCCCCUCCCAACGGCCCCCUCCCAGUAGCCCCCCUCCCAACGGCCCCCUCCCAGUAGCCCCCUCCCAGCACACACAGACGUGCGCUGAAAGGUCAUUCCUAUAA
Molecule: messenger RNA, 780 nt
Organism: Salmo salar (Atlantic salmon)
Lineage: Eukaryota; Metazoa; Chordata; Actinopteri; Salmoniformes; Salmonidae
Source: RefSeq, a predicted model, not a curated record